Messenger RNA from Abrus precatorius (Indian licorice), 2008 nucleotides. Its product is annotated as general transcription factor 3C polypeptide 5-like. Lineage: Eukaryota; Viridiplantae; Streptophyta; Magnoliopsida; Fabales; Fabaceae. The record is from RefSeq and is a predicted model, not a curated record. Gene Ontology annotation, cellular component: transcription factor TFIIIC complex. Gene Ontology annotation, biological process: transcription initiation at RNA polymerase III promoter. The coding region runs from base 85 to 1695 and encodes 536 amino acids. The transcript is spliced from 13 exons.
AGGCACGAUACGUAACGCAGUAAUGGUUGUUUUGGGGUUGGAACUAAAAAUGGAAGAUUGAUGAAGCAGUGAUAUUGGCGUAUAAUGGGAGUGAUAAAGGAUGGAACGAUCUCAGGGGUUAUACCAGAGGCAGAGGGAUUUUUGGUACACUAUCCUGCGUAUCCAUCUUCCAUCUCUCGAGCCAUUCACACUCUUGGUGGAAUUCAAUCCAUCCUUAAGACUCGCACUUCUCAAGCAAAUAAAUUAGAGCUUCGUUUUCGCCCCGAAGAUCCUUAUUCACACCCUGCAUUUGGGGAGCUUCGUCCCUCCAACUCUUUGCUUCUCAAAAUCUCUAAGACUAAACCACCACGUGCUUCUCACACCUCUCCACAAAAUGGAGAGCAUCAUCUUUGUGCUGAUAUCGUUGCUCGUGUUCCUGAGGCUUAUUUUUUCGAUGGAAUGGCUGAUUACCAACAUGUUAUUCCUGUUCAUGCUGAUAUUGCUCGCCGCAAGAAGAGAAACUGGUCAGAGCUAGAAGAACCGCACUUUGAUAAGGGUGGUCUUAUGGAUUUGGACCAUGAGGAUGUUAUGAUUAUAGUGCCUCCAAUUUUUGCUCCGAAAGAUGUGCCAGAAAAUUUAGUCUUAAGACCACCUACUGUUUUGGGUUCAAAAAAGAAACAAGAGGAAGUUGUACAACAUGUUGAGGUGGACACGGAGCCAGUUCUUGCAAUUGAUUUUGACAUUAAAGAGAUUCCUAAGAAAGUGAAUUGGGAGGAAUAUGUACCACAAGGCUCAGAACAGUGGGAGUCACAGAUGGUUGUAUCUAGAAUGUUUGAUGAGCGGCCUAUAUGGUCCAAAGAUUCUCUAACCGAACGCUUGCUUGAUAAGGGCUUAACCUUUUCGCAUGGCAUGCUCAGAAGGCUUCUGUCUAGAAUUUCUUACUACUUUUCCAGCGGACCAUUUCUAAGGUUCUGGAUCAAGAAAGGAUAUGAUCCACGCAAAGACCCUGAUUCUCGCAUUUAUCAAAGAAUUGAUUAUCGAGUACCUGUUCCAUUACGAAGUUAUUGUGAUGCUCAUUCAGCCAAUAAAUCAACACAUAGAUGGGAGGAUAUAUGUGCCUUUCGUGCUUUUCCUUACAAGUUUCAGACUUCUUUACAGUUAUUUGAGCUUGUUGAUGAUUAUAUUCAAUCAGAAAUAAAUAAGCCUCCAUCACAGGCAACUUGCACAUUUGGUACUGGGUGGUUCUCACAACACAUGAUCAAUUGUAUUAGACAACGUCUUAUGGUGAGGUUUUUAUCAGUAUUCCCCAAGCCUGGUGCAGAGAAUUUACUCAGAGCUGCCACUUCAAGGUUUGAAAAAUUGAAGAAGGAGUGCGGUAGGAAUGUCACGAAGCUUGAUGGAGAAGAAUGUCAGCAAGCUAAUUCAGGUUUGGAAGAAAAUGAAGAACCUGACAACGCUGAAGAUGAAGAGGAGGCAGCUGAGGGUAAUGAUAGUGAUGAGGAAUGGGAAGAAGAACUUGAUCUGGCUGGAGAUAUUGACAUGCCUCUGCCGUCUCAUUCAUAUAUCAACAUGGAGAAUAUUUCAAGGACUCAUUUACAGGAGCUUUUUGGUAGCUUUCCCUCUAAUGAAAUUGAUGGUGACAAAGGGCAAGCAAAUGGUAGUGACGAAGAAUAUCAUAUAUACGAGGACGAUAGUGACAACUACUCUGAUGAAUGAUUGUUGACAUUCAGAAUCGUCAAAUGCCGCAUAACUCUUCUAAAAUUGCUACUGGAAAUUUUGCCGAUUAGUUUAGAGGGACAUCAAUGUUUGUUGAAGUUACAUAGGAGGGUAAAUAUCAUUGUAGAUCCUAGUAUUCACCUUGUAUAUUGUAGAAUUAAAUAUAGUGUUCUGUUAACACAAGUGAAGGCGUAGGGAAAAAAGCAGUAGAAGUAUAUGGAAAAUAGAAGAUAAAACGCGCAUGGUUGAUUUAAGAAAAUGAUUUUUAAAUAACGUCUGUUUUUGUUAAUAAUAUAAAACAUUUAAUUUAUUC